This is a messenger RNA of Thlaspi arvense, 837 nucleotides long. NCBI's taxonomy places the organism in Eukaryota, Viridiplantae, Streptophyta, Magnoliopsida, Brassicales, Brassicaceae. The record is from the annotation of a GenBank genome assembly.
AUGUCGAGCUCUAUGGAGUGUUCGGAUUUCGCAGCUAGCCGGAGAUUUUCCGGGAAGCCGAGCUUCUCGCUGACGUGUAGUCGACUGAGUCAGUACCUCAAGGAGAAGGGUAGCUUCGGAGAUCUGAGUUUAGGGAUGGCAUGCAAGCCUGAAGUCAACAGUAACGGAAACUUUGGCGUCUCGCGUCAGCCCACAACAACCAUGAGUUUAUUCCCUUGUGAAGCUUCCAUGGCGGCUCAAGAUGUUAAGCCGAAGAAUUUGUUUCCUCGGGAAGCAGCAAGCUUUUCUUCCUCAUCUUCCUCUCUCCCCAAGGAAGAUGCCCUGAAGAUGACUCAGGCUACUACUACCACUAGAUCUGUGAAACCAGAGCCUCAAACUGCACCCUUGACCAUAUUCUACGCGGGGCAAGUGAUUGUGUUCAAUGACUUUUCUGCUGAGAAUGCGAAACAAGUGAUGAGCUUGGCGAGCAAAGGAACCGCCACUACUAGCUUCACCGGUUUCACCACAUCUAAUCUCAACCAAAGUGUUUACACUCCCAACUUUCCCAAGAAACAAACCGAGAUCACAACCGUUAACAUCGCUCCUACACCAAGCCAAGUUCAUCAUCAUCUCAUGAAAACCGCAGCGCAAGAGCCAAUCCAAUCCUCCUCAACUCCAAUGACAUGCGAACUUCCAAUUGCUAGAAGAGCUUCACUCCAUCGGUUCCUGGCGAAGAGAAAGGAUAGAGUUACAUCAAAGGCACCAUACCAAUUGUGUGAUCCAGCCAAGGCGUCUUCAAAGCCUCAAACCGGAGACAACAACAGCACCUCAUGGCUCGGUUUAGCAGCUGAAAUAUGA